Messenger RNA from Trypanosoma cruzi, 1071 nucleotides. RefSeq lists its product as uncharacterized. NCBI's taxonomy places the organism in Eukaryota, Euglenozoa, Kinetoplastea, Trypanosomatida, Trypanosomatidae. The record is from RefSeq and is a predicted model, not a curated record. The coding region runs from base 1 to 1071 and encodes 356 amino acids. Gene Ontology annotation, cellular component: ciliary transition zone; ciliary membrane. Gene Ontology annotation, biological process: cilium assembly; regulation of protein localization. The transcript has a single exon.
AUGUUGAGGGAGUUUUGUUUCCGCAAUGCCGCCUUGUUUCAUGAGCAUUACAAGGUGCGCUAUAUCCCUCGUGGUUUGGGCUCGUGGCUAUUCUACAUUCUUUGCCUCCUUGCUAUUCUAGUGGCGCCGGUGUUCAUUGGGUUGGCGAUGAGAAACUUCUGGUUGAGGAGUAAUUCCUUCAUGCAGAUGCCGCAUGUUUAUUUUACGAACCGCUGCGUCCUGCGCUACACCACCGUUAAGGGACAGGAGAAGCUUUGGACCUGCUCAAACGAAUUUAACGAAAAACAUAUUAACGUUCAGGAGCAAUUGGCGGUGCUGCCAUUCUUCUCCAUCUACGAAGACGACCGUGACGGCGACGGUCGUGUGGACUUCGUGACAAUGAUUCUCAGUUUGCCCAUCAACGACGUGGGCGACAUCGAGAAGGACGUGACACCUUCUGACAUGGGGGACGCUGUUUUUCAGGUAGAUUUCCUUCCCGAGUUCUUCUAUGAGUUUGAUCAUCACAUCGUCACGCUCAAGAUGAGGACGGCGGCACUCUUUAGCUUUAAACGUGACCAUUGGAUACCCGGAACCGAGGGGGGACCACUUUCUGCCAUUACAGAGGGUGACCUGCUAUUCCACUCGACAGAACCACUUAUAGCCUCCCCGAAUGUCCGUUACACGAGGACGUACAUCGAUAGCCCCUUUGAUAACGUCACGGAUGUGGAUGAACUGCUUAACGUGCCUCUAUUUGCCAGUCAAUACACCCUGCGGAACCAGUCGUUGCAGUUUAAACCCAAAUUGGAGACCGUUGGAGGACUUGCUUUACUACGGGAUGAAAACUACAACCGUGUGCUCGGCGAGGAUUUAGACGCUUUAGGUGCUUUCACCUGGCGUAUUAAACUACACAUUCAACGUGCGGAGGUGAAUUACGUCCCGUCGAUCCAAGAAGCCUUAAAAUGGGCAUGGGUGCAGUACUUCUGUAUUGCCUACGUCCUUCAACGGCUACUUUGGUGGCUGCGUGGUAUUCUUGUAAAGACGGGUGUGUUGGGCAGUACAGCCUUUUUUCAUCGCGGCUGGAAGUCCAGCUAG